AUGAAUAAAACUAUAAAGAGUGAAGUGCGAAAACUAUUGUUUUGUAUGAUUUCGAAAUAUGAAGAGAAAAAGCUUGUGAAACAAGCCGUAUUGCGAGAAAAACAGGAUUGUUUACGUACUGUGACUGUUUUUUUAGAUAGUCUUGAGGAUAAUGCACGAACUGCUGAAGUAAAACAAGCAAUUAAAAAGAUCACAGAUUUAGAUCAAAAAGAUAUGAUGAAAUCGCAGAACCAGUACUUAGAAGAACUAUCUUCACUCACCGAUGUAAGUGUUAUUACAUUGAAGAGAAUUAAAAAAGAAGGUGCGGUGAACGAAGGGGUCUGGAGGACUCCAGGUAAAAAACGACCCCACCCUUCAAAAGUGUCGAACUUAGAUAGUUUCGAUAUGGAUGUUAUUCGAAAUAAAAUAAACGAAUUUUACAUUGUGAGGAAACAAGUACCAACAUUAAGAUCUUUGUUGGUAGAGUUAAAAGAAAGUAUAGAAUUUGGUGGAUGUCGUGAAACUCUCCGUCGCAUAUUAUUAGCCAACGGUUAUGUAUUUAAGAAAAACAAAAAUGAACGUUCAUUAUUAAUUGAACGGUAUGAUAUAGCUGCAUGGAGACAUCGCUUUUUGCGUACCAUUGCAUCGAAGCGUGCAGAAGGCAAGCCAAUAAUCUACUUAGAUGAAACUUAUGUCCACAAAACCUAUAAGCCUAAAAAAUGUAUGCAAGGUCCAUCAACAAGUGGAAUAGUUGAAAAUAUAUCGUCAGGAAAACGAUAUAUUAUUGUGGAUGCAGGAUCAGAGAAAGGCCCUGUUCCAAACUCAUUGUUAGUAUUUAGCACCAAAUCGAAAAUGGCCGACUACCACCAUGACAUGAAUUCCACAAACUUCAACAAAUGGCUUCAAGAAAAGCUUAUGCCCAAUUUGAAUGAACCAUAUGUAAUUGUAAUGGACAAUGCAUCAUACCAUUCUGUCAUAAUAAAUAAAGCGCCCACAUCUCAAAAUCGAAAGUUAGAGAUACAGAAUUGGCUUACAUUGAAUGGUAUUUCAUUUGAAACAUACAAUUCAAAAGCAGAGUUGCUUUGCUUAGUAAAACAGAACACACCAGAACCUAUUUAUGAAGCUGAUGAACUUUUAAGCCUAAACGGACAUGAAGUGCUAAGACUUCCUCCAUAUCAUUGUGACCUAAAUGCUAUAGAACUCAUAUGGAGUCUAGCAAAAAGAAAUGUGGGAAGCAAAAAUGUAAGCCGAACUCCAAAAGAGUUCGAGGAUCUCAUAAAACAAUCUUUUGAGUGUAUUACAGCAGAUGAUUGGAAAAAAAUGACAGACCAUGUCAUUCAUGUGGAAGACAAGUACAAAAGAAGAGACAAUAUAACUGAAAAUAAUUUAGAAAGCUUCAUCAUCAAUUUAAGAGACAGCAGCGACUCCAGUGAUUCUGACGAUUCACUUCAUGUUGAAUUUUUACAUUCAGAUUUUGAUUAUAGUGAUUAA
Arctia plantaginis is the source of this 1470-nucleotide messenger RNA. NCBI's taxonomy places the organism in Eukaryota, Metazoa, Arthropoda, Insecta, Lepidoptera, Erebidae. The record is from the annotation of a GenBank genome assembly.